Musa acuminata subsp. malaccensis (wild Malaysian banana) is the source of this 330-nucleotide messenger RNA. The record is from RefSeq and is a predicted model, not a curated record. Lineage: Eukaryota; Viridiplantae; Streptophyta; Magnoliopsida; Zingiberales; Musaceae.
UCUAAUUCUCUUCAUCCAUCCGAGCGGUAAUACGCUACCAAAGCUUGCACCAAUACUCGCUCCUCUCUGUCCAUUAAUUUCUUAGUUGACAUGGCGAUUCCGGUCAUCGAUUUCUCCAAGUUGGAUGGCAAGGAAAGGGCCGAAACCAUGGCCCGGAUUGCCAAUGGAUGCGAGGAAUGGGGUUUCUUUCAGCUGGUGAACCAUGGGAUUCCGGUCGAGCUGCUGGAACGCGUGAAGAAGGUCAGCUCCGAGUGCUACAAGUUGAGGGAGGAGCGCUUCAGGGGAUCCAAACCCGUUCAGCUGUUGGACACACUGGUGAAAGAAGGCUAA